GCAUCCUCUGCUUCCCUUCUUUACCACCACCAGUCCACCACCACCACCUUCCCUCCCUCCCUCCCUCCCUCUCCUGCGUUGCUGCUAGAGCCUUCGUUCCUGGCGGCGGGCCCCGGUGCUCGUCGUUCGAUCGUGGACGACAUGGGCGCCGCGGCGGCGCGGUCGGCAUUGGCGUCCGCCGGCCGUGCGGCGAACGAGGCCGUAAGCUUCGUGGUGUUCCUGCUGCUGGACGCGCUGGAGGUGCUGCUGUGCGUCGUGUACAAGGUGGCGGACUACGUGGUGGAAGGCGCGUGGCGUCCCUGCUACUGCUCGUCGUCGGCGGCCACGGGCAAGAUCGUCGUGUCGGAGCGGGGAGGCUCCAAGGUCGUCAGCAUGCUGUCCGCCACCAGGCUCCACCUCGAGGACAUCUCCGACACGCUCUACACGCGGCCCUCCGUGCUGGCCUCCGCCGCCGCGGCGUCGUCGGCGUCCUCCCAGUCCCAGCGGCGCGCGCCGGCGCCGGGGGUCACCGUGCACUCCGCCAUCGUGCAGAUGCUCCGCGGCAAGGUCGGCGCCGGCGCCGGAGACGGCAAGCACAGGCCGUACCCGUCGCCGCGCUGGUCCGACUGCCACUGCGCCAACUGCAACCCGGCGGACACGGACCGCCUCCUCUUCGUCCACGUCGAGGCGCCGCCGCAAGGUACGCCGACGGAGGAGGACGUGCUGUUCAUCCACGGGUUCAUCUCGUCGUCGGGGUUCUGGACGGAGACGGUGCUGCCGCACGUGAGCCCCGCGGCGCGUUCCCGCCGCCGGCUGUUCGCCGUGGACCUGCUGGGUUUCGGGCGGAGCCCGAAGCCGGCGGACUCGCUGUACACGCUGCGGGAGCACGUGGAGAUGAUCGAGCGGUCCGUGAUCGAGCGCCACGGGGUGAGGUCCUUCCACCUGGUGGCGCACUCGCUGGGCUCCAUCCUCGCGCUGGCGCUCGCCGUCCGGCACCCCGCCGCCGUCAGGUCCCUCACCCUCGUCGCGCCGCCCUACUUCCCGGUGCCGCGCGGGGAGGUGGGCACGCGGUACGUGCUGCGGGCGGUGGCGCCGCGCCGGGUGUGGCCGCCCAUCGCGUUCGGCGCCUCCGUGGCGUGCUGGUACGAGCACCUCAGCCGCACCGUCAGCAUCGUGCUCUGCAAGCACCACCGCCUCUGGGAGCUCGCCUUCCGCGUCUUCACCCUCUACAGGGUGCGGACCUACCUCAUGGACGGCUUCUUCUGCCACACCCACAUCGCGUCGUGGCACACCCUGCACAACAUCAUCUGCGGCAGCGCCGGCAAGAUCGACAGGUGCCUCGAGGUGGUCAGGGACCAGCUCACCUGCGACGUCACCGUCUACCACGGCAGCGACGACGAGCUCCUCCCCGUGCAGUGCAGCUACGCCGUCAAGGCCAAGAUCCCGCGCGCCCAGGUGAAGGUCGUCGACGGCAAGGACCACGUCACCAUCGUCGUCGGACGCCAGAAGGACCUGGCCAGGGAGCUGGAGGAGAUCUGGGACAGGAAACGGUUAACAAGAGGAUGGGUCUUCGUAGAAGAAGAUGGCUGCCAACAAGCACCAACGAAGAGUUAGAGUUUCCUAAUGGAGGCUACAGGAAGGACGUGUUAAGGGCAGACGCGCUCGAGAGAAAUGUGAAGAGUACUUAAUUACAUUUACCUUUUUUUUUUCUUUUGUUCAUUGUUUUUCGACUGGUUCUCUGGUUUUCAUAUUGAAGGCCGAGAAAAAAAUUUCUUGCACGGCCUGUGUGUAAUUAUGAUAUAAAUGAUUAGUGGUUUCAGUUGUAAUCCCUGAACAGAAAGUGAUAUGGCCCGAUUUGUGGA
Messenger RNA from Sorghum bicolor (sorghum), 1841 nucleotides. Its product is annotated as probable lysophospholipase BODYGUARD 3. The coding region runs from base 142 to 1593 and encodes 483 amino acids. The record is from RefSeq and is a predicted model, not a curated record. The transcript is spliced from 3 exons. Lineage: Eukaryota; Viridiplantae; Streptophyta; Magnoliopsida; Poales; Poaceae.